AUGCACGGUGGUAGUGAAGGAAGUGAAGUGCAAGAACUCAUUGCACAAAAGCGUUUACAAAUCGCUGGAAAAGGUGGGAUUUCUGGUCUUGUUGCCAACAAGAGAUCCAUGUUUAUUGCCUUUUUCGCCUCUCUUGGUGGUUUAGUCUAUGGUUAUAAUCAAGGUAUGUUCGGACAAGUCUCCGGUAUGGAUUCCUUUUCUAAAGCUGCUGGUGUCGGUGCUAUCCAAGACAACCCAGUUUUACAAGGUUUAUUGACCUCCAUUUUGGAAUUAGGUGCCUGGAUUGGUGUCUUAAUGAACGGUAUUGUUGCUGAUAAAUUCGGUAGAAGAUGGUCUGUCGUCUUCGGGGUCGUUUGGUUCCUUGUCGGUGUUAUUGUACAAGCUUGUACCCAUGGUGGUGAUUAUAACUUUAUCCUUGGUGGUAGAUUCGUUGUCGGUGUCGGUGUAGGUAUUCUUUCCAUGGUUGUCCCAUUAUAUAAUGCUGAAGUCUCUCCACCUGAAAUUAGAGGUUCUUUAGUUGCUUUACAACAAUUGGCUAUUACUUUCGGUAUUAUGAUCUCUUAUUGGAUCACUUAUGGUACUGAUUAUAUUGGUGGUGAAGGCGACAAUCAAAGUGCUGCUGCUUGGUUAGUUCCAAUCUCUAUUCAAUGUGUUCCUGCUUUAAUUUUAGGUUCAUGUAUUUUCCUCAUGCCAGAAUCUCCAAGAUGGUUAAUCAAUGUCGGACAAGAAGAAAAGUGUUUAGAUGUUCUUGCCAAAUUGAGAGGAUUAGAUAAGAACAAUGACUUGAUUCAAAUGGAAUAUCUUGAAAUGAAAGCUCAACAAUUAUUCGAAAAGGAAUUGGAAGUUACCGCUUACCCUCACUUACAAGAUGGUUCAACCAUGUCCAACAUCAAGAUUGGUUUCCAUCAAUAUAAAUCCAUGUUCACCCAUUUUUCUACUUUCAAGAGAGUUUCAGUUGCUUGUUUAAUUAUGACCUUCCAACAAUGGACUGGUGCUAAUUUCAUUUUAUACUACGCUCCAUUCAUUUUCAACUCCUUAGGUUUAUCCGGUAGAACUAUUUCCUUAUUAGCUUCCGGUGUUGUCGGUAUUGCCAUGUUCGUUGCAACUAUCCCAGCCGUCUUAUGGGUUGAUCAAUUGGGUAGAAAGCCAGUCUUGAUCUCCGGUGCUAUUGUUAUGGGUCUGUGUCAUUUUAUCGUUGCCGGUAUCUUGGGUGGAUAUGGAGGAGAUUUCACAGGACACGCAGGUGCUGGUUGGGCUGCAGUUGUUUUCGUUUGGAUCUUCGCUAUUGGAUUCGGUUAUUCUUGGGGUCCAUGUGCUUGGGUUAUUGUUUCUGAAGUCUUUUCUUUGGGUAUGAGAGCUAAGGGUAUUUCUAUUGGUGCUUCUGCUAAUUGGUUAAACAAUUUUGCUGUUGCCAUGGCCACGCCAGAUUUCGUUGCUAGAGCUAAGUAUGGUGCUUAUAUCUUCUUAGGUUUGAUGUGUUUCUUUGGUGCUGCUUAUGUUUACUUCUUCUGUCCAGAAACUAAGGGUAGAACUUUAGAUGAAAUUGAUGAAUUAUUCGGUGAUACUUCAGGUACUUCUAAGAGAGAAAGAGAAAUCCAUAACAGAAUCCUUAAGGAUGUUGGAUUAUUGGACUUGAUGGGUAUUAAGGAUGAAGAAGAUAAUGAAAAGACUGAAGAAGUACACAUGGAAGUUGUUGACGCUGUCGACACUGAAAGUAACUAA
This is a messenger RNA of Hemisphaericaspora subhashii, 1722 nucleotides long. RefSeq lists its product as uncharacterized. Bases 1 to 1722 code for a protein of 573 amino acids. The record is from RefSeq and is a predicted model, not a curated record. Gene Ontology annotation, cellular component: membrane. Gene Ontology annotation, molecular function: carbohydrate:proton symporter activity. Gene Ontology annotation, biological process: carbohydrate transport; transmembrane transport. The transcript has a single exon. Lineage: Eukaryota; Fungi; Ascomycota; Pichiomycetes; Serinales; Debaryomycetaceae.